Molecule: messenger RNA, 2146 nt
Organism: Ylistrum balloti
Lineage: Eukaryota; Metazoa; Mollusca; Bivalvia; Pectinida; Pectinidae
Product: location of vulva defective 1-like
Exons: 8
Coding region: 131-2146 (671 amino acids)
Source: RefSeq, a predicted model, not a curated record
AUCUGACAACAAGAUAUUGAAUGCCAGCCAACUCUACAACAAUACAACUGGUCGACUAUAACCACUGAUAUGCCAUCAUAAACUUCCUGGUUCUCACUGCUACAAGCCUUCUAUAAGCUUAAGUUCGGCCAUGAUUCUGUAUGCUGGGAUAAUCAACGUUUUCCUUGUGGAAAUGGUGUCCCUUCAGUCACUCAACGAAAGGAUAGAACGAGACACUGCUUGUUUUGGAACUGGGGACCAAUCUCUUAUUGACGCGAACUGUUCCUCGACAGAAAACUUAUAUCCUAUUGGUUUGUACGCUGGUGCUAAGCUCAGUACUAGUGUGUGUCCGCUAGAAAUGGAGUCUAACGCUACAGAUGGGCUGGUCCAGCAGUGUUGUAUCCCUGCCACGAACCAGGACUGUGUUGCUCUAGUGAAUACAUAUGUACCCGCCAUAGCCUCGGACUACUUGGAAACCUGUGUCGGUAGAACGGCGUGUUUAAGGCGCCAAGCAUCUCGAAUGGACGUUCUCAGUAUCAUCGAGUGUAAUUCAACUGUCUACCCUAGUCAGACACAUUACAUGUACCUCGACUAUCAGUGUGUUCCAGAAUCAAAAAUUGGUCGCUUUCCGUCCGUCGAUCUGACCAAUGACGGAGCCGGGUCACUUCUAUAUCUUCAGGGCAGUACUUAUCCCUUCCUGACGUCAUCCACAUCAAUGACAUGUUCUGUUGAAACAGACUGCUUGUCGACGGUUGAGAUAUAUGGUCUUCACGUGAACUUUCAACAAGACAAUGGGACUUGCAACCAAGCUCUGAUGAUUAACGACACAAGCGGUACGCUGUAUACUAUUGACUGUGCCGACAAUGCUGAUAAUGCUAGUUACAAACUCCGAAGCUUAGCAAACAGUUAUGACAACUACAUAGAAGUCUUCUACAGCAGUCUCUAUGCCAACCAAGGCCUUUUCUGGUUGGCAUUUAAGGUUACUGGCAAUUUAACAAUUAAUUGCCCUCGAAAAGAUCCAAUCAACGAAUGUUUAACUACUACACCGAUAACAACAACAACAACAACAACAACAACAACAACAACAACAACAACAACAACAACAACAACAACAACAGAAAGCACCACAACAACACCGGAAACAUCGACCACAACAACACCGGAAAUCACAACCACAACAACACCGGAAAUCACCACCACAACAACAUUGGAAAUCACCACCACAACAACACCGGAAAUCACCACCACAACAACACCGGAAACUACUGAAAAAACAGCAACAGCAAACGUCACGACUGGUAUAAAACCACCUUCGACAGAGGCGUCUACCGCUGAUACAGAUUCUACAAUGGUAAUCAUCAUCGUCGUCGUCAUCGUCAUUGUCCUUUUGUUAAUCUGUGCCGCGGUAUUAAUCAUCAGAUGGUAUAAGAAAAAUAAAAAUGCACGUGAUAAUGAGACAGAAGAGGAUGAAAAGGAUAUGGAACUGGGACAGGAUAAUGAGUGUACUGUUAUAACAUCAGACAUACAGAAUCAAGCGGAAAUUACCCCUGAGACAGAUAUGAAAUCGCAAAAUUUUACAACGAUAAAUGAUAUCCAGACCUACCAGAAUAUCGGCCUGGUGAUGCAAACAAAACUGCCAUCUUUAACUUUGACAACUGACGAAGGCCACCAGUCAUCUGCGUUGAAGAGUAAGACGUUUACAGACAGUAGCUUUAAAUUGCAAGACGAUGAAAUCAAACAAAAUGCGGCAAAUACAGCAGAAGGAGAUGGUCAAAAAAAACGAAAAAAGAAGAAAAAGAGAAAGACGAAACCAUGCACAGAAAACCUAGACGAUGCACCUCAAUCCAACCCAGUGAAUAUUCUGUCAACAGAAGAAACUGGUCGAGAAAAACGGAAGAAGAAAAAGAAAAAACGAAAAGAAUCUGGAAAUCAGAUUGCACCAGAUUUUUAUCCUAUUACUAAUGUUAUGGCAUGCGAACAGGAGACUGCACUCUCAUAUCACGUGGACGACCAGCAGGACCAGGAUAAUCAACCGAAUGAAAAGAAAACUCGAAAGAAGAAAAGAACGAAACGAAAAAAGAAAGAUGUUGUUGAAAAUGACAUUGAAGAAAGCAUUGAUAUUAAGGAAAAUAUUGGUGGUGAUCAAGCAUCAGUAAUUUAUGAUUAG